GAAAGCCGAGACAAUGAGCAGGAGGGAGACAGCGAACAGAAGCCAGGAAUGAAGAAGGAAUGGCCGAACCCAAACCAACGGUGAAACUCGACCCGGGAGCCAGUCACUCCCCCCCGCUAGCACUGCGGGUUUACUGGAAUGGACAAGGACUCGCUGAUCAGUGGGACCCAAGCACCACACGGCUACCAAGCCGGCAGCCGCCAGUUCCCCACGUCAGACAAUCAUCUGCCACGCACCCUUCGAUGGCACGACAACCGCCUAGGCCUGCACCCGAUUGACUCGACCGUCUAAUGUACCCCUGGCACCCCUGCAGCUAUAUCCACUAGACUUUGCUGCGGUACUAUAUUGCCAGUUCAGUCGGCGACUGGCGCGGAUGGCGAAGGGAUCGAACUUGUGAGAGAAUGAGGCCGACGAUGGAAACUG
Molecule: messenger RNA, 423 nt
Organism: Aspergillus campestris IBT 28561
Lineage: Eukaryota; Fungi; Ascomycota; Eurotiomycetes; Eurotiales; Aspergillaceae
Exons: 1
Coding region: 60-278 (72 amino acids)
Source: RefSeq, a predicted model, not a curated record